CUUUCUAUUUUUUUCCCGCUUCUCGGAUUGCUAAUGGCUUCACUAUCAAAUUUGUCUGGUGUGAAACAGGUUUGCCCAAUUCCUAGGAACCUACCCCCUGAUUUUGUUGUAUCUGUAUAAUUUUCCAGUAAGAUGAAUUUUUUCAUGACUGCUGCUCCAUCUCCACCUGUAUCCCUAGAAGAGUUCAAGAGUUUGCAUUCAAAUGAUAGGGACCUCUACGCCGUGCUUAUAAAUGAGCUGGGGCGUGAUUCGCUUGAGUCUAUGAGGAUCAUGGCCCUUUGGCUAUGGCUGGAGCGGUCUGGCUUCAGGAGUGUUGUGAAGAAAGCCCUGUCCUUACCCAAAUUUCUAAUCAAUGAACUUGCAAAUGAAGCUGUCGUAUGCCUUAAACUCAUUGAAAACAAUGAAGCUGUCAUAUGGCUUUGCUCACCUGAAUCCAUAGACCUCUCACUAACCAAAAGCUUAGUGUACAAGGAAAUCUCAGCCAUGUAUUUUCAUGAAAACCGGGUAUUGAUUGUCAAAGGAACGACCAAGAUUAUAAUGGAUGUUUGCGUCAGGGUAAUGAAGGACAUCAUGGAGGAAGCCAUGGAGAGAAACCUCAUCCACUAUAUGAGCUUGAUGGAUAUGAGCAGCCCCAGGCCCUCCACCACUAAUAUUAGUAGUAAUACAACAAGGUUCUUGUUCAAUCUUAAUGCAAGUGGGUCCCAGGGUCGAGAGGAAGUGUUGCACCCGGAUGAAAGGACAAUGUUUAUGACGUUCUCAAAGGGCUACCCAGUUACUGAAAUGGAGAUCAAAGAAUUCUUUACAUGGAUCUAUGGGGAUUGCAUUGAGUCUCUAUACAUGCAAGAAGUGCUUCCUGGAGAACAAUCUUUGUUUGCAAGAAUUGUGUUUUAUUUGCCUGUUGCUAUUGAUAUGAUCCUAAAUGGUGCAGACAAGGCUAAGUUCACCAUCAAUGGCAAGCAUAUGUGGAUUCGCAAGUUUGUGUCCAAACGUCAUAUGUACUAUUCUUCUUCUUUUUCAUCAUACUUCAUCGAUACAACUUCAGUGCCAUCGGGUAUCAACAUAGCUCCUUACAACAGACGCCUAUUCUCUCGGUUCAUUUAGGCUUGCGUUAUCAUUUUCACUUUUUUAUUUUCAAUUACUAGUCCCCAACCACACACAUUUAAUGGUUUCAGCAUGAUGAGGAUUGUAUUAAUCUAGACAAAGACACCCUUUAUUUGUUAAUCCUUUAAUAUUGAUUGUAUCAAUAAGUUUAUUU
Impatiens glandulifera is the source of this 1255-nucleotide messenger RNA. RefSeq lists its product as uncharacterized. Lineage: Eukaryota; Viridiplantae; Streptophyta; Magnoliopsida; Ericales; Balsaminaceae. The transcript has a single exon. The record is from RefSeq and is a predicted model, not a curated record. Bases 133 to 1101 code for a protein of 322 amino acids.